AUGCGUGCCUCAAUACCUACCUUGGCCUUCUUAGCCUCCGUAACCUUGGCGGCCCGCUUCAUGCUCCACGUUCCCACGACACAGCUCGUAAACCCGUCAACCCUCCCCUCGACCACACACGCAACGCUCCAAUCCUCUGGCGCUCCACUAGACGCCCACAUAACGCGCUCGAACUCCUUCAACUUCUAUAAUGUCUCUGCUGGCAGUUACCUCGCUACCGUGCACUGCCGAGACUUCGCUUUCGAACCAUUGCGCAUAGACGUCACCGUGGAGGAGACGGUUGAAGGCAGCGGGCAAAAGAAGGAGAUGAUCCGCGCAUGGCAAACGUUCAUUGGAAACGAGUGGGAUAAUAAAGGAGAGACAAGAGGGGAAGGUGGGAAUGGCUUGGUGAUUGAGGUUAAGCCCAUUGGGCAGAAGUACUAUUAUCAGGAGCGGAGUGGAUUUUCUCCAUUGUCAUUCCUGAAGAACCCCAUGAUACUCAUGGCUCUCUUCUCGAUGGUGCUCAUCUUCGGCAUGCCAUAUCUCAUGGAGAACAUGGACCCGGAAACACGCGCGGAGUUCGAAGAAAUGCAGAAGAAGGGUGCACUUGGCUCAGGCGGUACGAACACGGCAGCACAGAUUCAGAACUUCGAUCUUGCAUCAUGGAUGGCUGGGAAGACGGAAAGCAAAAGCCGUGGCCAGAGCCCUGCGCCGCAGCAAUCGAAGAAGCGGGGUUGA
Messenger RNA from Trematosphaeria pertusa, 717 nucleotides. RefSeq lists its product as uncharacterized. Bases 1 to 717 code for a protein of 238 amino acids. The record is from RefSeq and is a predicted model, not a curated record. Gene Ontology annotation, cellular component: EMC complex. The transcript has 3 exons. NCBI's taxonomy places the organism in Eukaryota, Fungi, Ascomycota, Dothideomycetes, Pleosporales, Trematosphaeriaceae.